AUGGAUGAGGAGGAUUUGGAGGACUGGAAGAACAAUCAGCAGGUGAAGAGGGAGACCGCUGGUGGGGAUGAUAGGUUGGAUCAGAUGGCUGGGCUGAGGACGCAGGCAAACAGCGUGGGUCAGGAAGGUGGCUACGAUAGUCGUGUUGGAUUGCAGAGCGGUGAAGAUGUCGGAUAUAGGCUGCUGAAGAGGAUGGGCUGGAAGCCGGAUCAAGCAAUAGGUAUCGGGUCCAAGAAGGCGAAUGCUGCUAGUUCGGUAGCUAGCUCGUCGAAUGUCAAGUUGGAAGACACGUACUCUCCACGAACCUCUCGACGAGGUCUCGGUGCGAAAGAGAAACCGACACUUGCACAGACUCUGUCUCGACAACACCAAUCAGCACCAACCCCGUCUUUCCACUCCUUGACAGACACCGCAGAUGCUUGGUCAGACGGUCACCCUCUACCCUCCAACUUCCACCUCGCCCGCCAACCCCCGCCUUCACCACCGCACUUCGAACCACCGCCGAUACCCGAAGGCUGGCAACCCGAUCCAUCCCAACUCACAUCCUUUUCCUCAAGACCCUCUCCGACUACGAAGACCCUCACCCCUGCUAGCAGAGCCGCCCUUCUCGGGGAAGCCAAAAUCCCCGGCCCACCACCCAACAUCGCCGCCUACCUCUCUGAAAAGGCUCGCGAGCAUCUUACCUCCUCGUCCCACCUACCCCUCCCCUCCUCGGCCCUCCUCCCUCUCACCAUCCCAUGCAUCGACCCCUCAACAGCCACACAUGCUCUGUCCAUCUCCUCCACAACUCCACCCUUCCCCGCCGACCCAGCAAAACAAUCCCGAUACAUCGACUACCUCAACUCACAAUGCUCACGCUCAACGCAUCAACUUCAACCGCCACCAAACCUGACGCGAUCCCGAUACGCGAUGGAGCUGGACGAAUUCGCAAAGAUCGCUAACAUCAGACCGAUGAGCUCCACCAUCGCAAGCAGAUUUACAAAGGCAAGCGCCGGUGCAAUGGAGCACGAGUUGAAGGCGACCAGUGUCGUUGGUGGGCUCAGACAGCCUUUGCCAUCUUCCGCGGUGGAAGAGGAGAAGCAGAACGUGGUGGCGGAAGUGGAGAAGGAAGUGUCGGUAGCGCAAAAGGCGGCCAAGAUGGGUAACUUUGGUCAUUUGACACGCAAGGUUGAAACAUGGGCACCCGAGAGGCUGCUUUGCAAGCGGUUUGGUGUGCCUGAACCCGCGGUAUCUCGCAAACGCAAGGAAGAGGAACGGACAUCAUCCCCUGUCCAAAAGCCGCACUUCGACGAUGAUCCAGAUCCGUUCUACGGCUCAACGCAAUCCUCCAAAUCCAAGUCGCACGCCCCUCGCCCAGACCAGCACUGGGAAAGAAACAAGCAGCACUUGAGAUCCUUAGCCGCUGGUCCAACACCGCUCUCGCUCGAUGCGCAAGCUUCUUCUUCUUCUUCCAACAAUACGCCACAUAUCCCUCCAGGAACGGAAGACAUCGCACAGGAGGAUGCGAUCGGAAUGGGUGAUGACGAGAGGCAAGGUCGCGAUACGUUGACAUACGUAAAGCCUUCGAUCGAUGUGUACAAGGCUAUCUUUGCUUCUGAUGAAGAGGAGUCCUCAGGAGAAGAUGACGGUGGGCGCGACAGAGCUGUGGCGAGGCCGAAACUACAGAAUCCGGCCUCUGGAUCGGGCGUUGUGUUUCAGGCCAGGUCCAAACGCAAAGACGUUGAAGACGAAGGGGAUAAGCUGGCUGCUGCUGCAACGAAUUCACCAAUUGCAGCCGCGCAGGUCGACAAGAAACGAAAGAAAGAUAAGGCGACCAAGAAAAAGUCGCUCCUGACUUUUGACCUGGAGGAAGACGAUGGUAAUGCAUCACCAGCCGCCGCUGCGACACCGAAGGAUCCGUCUUCAAAAGCAAAGACAAAGGCUCGAAUGCGGGCUUCCGAUCUGUUCUAA
Pseudozyma hubeiensis SY62 is the source of this 1950-nucleotide messenger RNA. RefSeq lists its product as hypothetical. Bases 1 to 1950 code for a protein of 649 amino acids. Gene Ontology annotation, cellular component: nucleus. The record is from RefSeq and is a predicted model, not a curated record. Gene Ontology annotation, molecular function: RNA binding. The transcript has a single exon. NCBI's taxonomy places the organism in Eukaryota, Fungi, Basidiomycota, Ustilaginomycetes, Ustilaginales, Ustilaginaceae.